This is a messenger RNA of Austrofundulus limnaeus, 2674 nucleotides long. Its product is annotated as complement component C7. Gene Ontology annotation, molecular function: protein binding. The record is from RefSeq and is a predicted model, not a curated record. The coding region runs from base 1 to 2517 and encodes 838 amino acids. NCBI's taxonomy places the organism in Eukaryota, Metazoa, Chordata, Actinopteri, Cyprinodontiformes, Rivulidae. Gene Ontology annotation, biological process: complement activation. The transcript is spliced from 18 exons. Gene Ontology annotation, cellular component: membrane attack complex.
AUGAAGACUGUCACGCAAAUCUGUGCAGCAGUUUUGCUGUUUGUCUUUUUCACGAGCAAAGUGGUAUGCAUUCAGAGAGUCCACUGCCAGUGGGGUCCCUUUGGCAGCUGGUCAGAAUGUGAUCCUUGCACCAAACGACAGACAAGAAGCCGAGCCAUGGUUUCCUACGCUCAGUUUGGUGGCAACUCCUGUGGUGGUGGGCGGACUGAGACCAGGACCUGUGAAACCACACAAGGCUGCCCUUUGGAGGACGGAUGUGGAGAUAGGUUUCGUUGUCGAUCAGGAAAGUGCAUCAGCAAGUCCCUGCUGUGUAAUGGAGAUCAGGACUGUGAGGGAGAUGGACUCGAUGAACUACAAUGUGACGAUAAAAAGUACAUUGUKUGUGCAGUUCCACCAAACCCACCACCCAACAUUGAAAUACUUGGAUUUGGGUUUGAUGUGGUGACCGGAAKGACAAGGGGCACUGUCAUCAACACAAAGAGCUUUGGAGGUCAGUGUCGACCCUUCUUCAGCGGCGUCUCCAACAGGCUCUAUCGGCUGCCCCUCAGCACAAUACAAUACAACUUUUUGGUUAAAGUCCAGAAUGACUUUAGUGAUGAAAUGUUCUCCAGUAAAUGGCACUACGCCAAGGAUAUUGUCCAGAGAGAGACCGUUAAAGGAACUACAACAGGUUUUCGCAAUUAUGACUUCCACGAGACACAAGACACGACUCAGACUCGCAGGCUUCUGGUGUUGAAGAACGAAGUCGAGAUUGCUCAGUUCCAGAGUAACUCUCCCAAGUACCUCCCAAUAGCUGAGGAGUUUUGGAAGGCACUGGCCAAACUCCCAGUWGUCUAUGACUACUCAGCCUACAGGGAGAUUUUGGAGAAAUUUGGAACGCACUACGUAUCUGAGGGAAGCCUGGGGGGCUUCUUUAAAGCCAUUGUUUCGGUUGAUGAAGAAACUCAAAAAUACACAUCUCAAGAAGUCUUGGUACAACGUGAAUGUGAAAGGACUAAACGCUGGGUCCUUUUCUUCCCUAUUACAAAAGUGGAUUGUAUAAAGCGUGAUGGUGGAGGCACAUCAAUCACUGGGUCUACCAGAAACAACAAUGUGGCCAAAGUGCUUGUGGAGGGAGGUGGACUCUCACAUAUCGCAGCUCUGCAGGGAAUGCAGCUCGACGAUCAAAGCAAGAACUGGGAAAUGUACUCGAACUGGGCCGACUCCAUUCGAUCAUUUCCACAUGUCGUAAAACAAAAGCUGCGACUGCUAUCAGAACUGGUUAAAGAGGUUCAGUGUAGCGGGGCGAAGAAGCUCUACCUACGCAGGGCCAUAGAGCAAUACCUYGCAGAGAGCCACGCCUGCCACUGCCAGCCCUGCAGAAACAACGGCAUGGCCGUCAGAGACGGAGACACGUGCAAAUGCAUCUGCAAGCCUGGCACAACCGGAGAGGCCUGUGAGGGUGGAACAGAUGUACAAGGCCAACAGGGAGUGAUUGACGGUAGCUGGUCUUGUUGGUCUGCCUGGUCUCUGUGCUCCGGGGAUCGAAAGUCACGCAGUCGAUCCUGCUCCAAUCCCUCGCCUCAGAACGGUGGACAGCACUGCAUCGGAGAAGCAAACGAGUCGUCUCGCUGCGAUGACGAGGAGGAGCUGCAGUACCUAAAAACCAUGGAGCCUCAGUGCUUUGAUGCCUCUCUUCCAGAACGUCAGAAAUGUGACACUCCACCAAGUCUAAUCAAUGGCUACAUCCUGAACCCUAAGGACCAUUACUUUGUUGGUGAUAAAGUUGAAUACACUUGCACCGCUGGUUUCCAUCUUCUUGGUAACGUCCUAGAAUGCACCCCUGAACAGAUCUGGUCUGCCAGUCCUGGUCUGUGUGCAGUUUCAGUGUGCAAACUUCCUUUACUCGCUGAUGAUGUCAUAGGAUUUCCUUUACAAGACGCUUACCACCUUGGGGAGACCAUUUCRUUGUCGUGUCCAGAGGGGAAAGAGUUGCAGGGGGAAAGAACCUCUAGUUGUGACUCCAGUUUYCAUUUUUCUCCAGACCCAGCAGAAGUUAGAUGCAUCCAAGGUGAUACAAAACAGAAACCCAUUUAUCCUGAAGUACAAUGUCAACCAUGGGAGAAACCUUCCAGAGGAAGCUGCGUUUGCAAAACGCAUACCGAYUGCAGUUCCUCGCUGGAGUUGUGUGCCAUGAUUCCAGAAAACAGACGAUUUGUUCCUCUGUCUGUGUGCAAAAUGCAUGCGUUGCAGUGCAAGGGGAAAAUCCUCCAGAUAYCAGAGUACAACCACUGCAUAUGGCCACAACGCAACACAACAGGCUGCAGCAGCUGCCACAUGUGGGAGGACUGUGAUGCUCAAAGCAAUGAGUGUCGCUGUAAAGAAUCUGCAAACUGCUCGACCCCUGGCUCAGACGUGUGCGUCCGUGUUGGCGAGGAUGCGACGGCGGCCCCACAAACCAUGAAUGAGUGCGAAGCUGGACUUCGGCGAUGUAAAGGAGAAAAGGUGUCGGUUGUUAACAUUGUGUCGUGUUCCUGAAGAAGCUGGGGGAAAAGCUUUGACUGAAGUUUCACAUAUUUUACUUUUUGAUUUAAAUGAAGCAUGAAAAGGAAGAUUAUUUGUCACACUUAAAUCACAUUUGUACCUGUUAAAACAGAACCAAUAUGUAGAAAUAAAAGAAAGUACUUCAGUCUGA